This is a messenger RNA of Oncorhynchus masou masou (cherry salmon), 5042 nucleotides long. Its product is annotated as vang-like protein 1. NCBI's taxonomy places the organism in Eukaryota, Metazoa, Chordata, Actinopteri, Salmoniformes, Salmonidae. The transcript is spliced from 10 exons. The record is from RefSeq and is a predicted model, not a curated record. The coding region runs from base 531 to 2183 and encodes 550 amino acids. Gene Ontology annotation, biological process: multicellular organism development. Gene Ontology annotation, cellular component: plasma membrane.
CCCCUUUGUUCCUGAAUACCUCCCCCGGUUGGCAGAGCUUUGUGCUUAGACUCGGUCACUAGAGAGAAUUAAGCUGUCUUUUUGGGAAAGUACAGUAGCCUAGUUUCUCUUCCCCAGUUUGGGAGAGAGUCCCAUCUCCUAUUAAAGGCUGUGAGUAGUGAAGGAUCUGUAAAUUAGACUGUCACAUACAGUGGGAUUAGAUUACUGUCUUUGGAGCCGGAAGCUUGGUUGGAAUUACAAGACCAAUCUGUGGACUCAUUGUCUCUGUGGAAACCAUGAGUGAGCAAACUACCUUUUACCGUAAGGAUGAAAAAGGCAAUAAAAAUGUUGAUGUUUCCUAGUCGGGAAUCCCCAGGGUUGCUUUCAAGAUUGACACCCGACAGCUUGCGGCCUCUGCCAAUCUCCUGAGCGAGCUCCGCCUCCCACCGGACAAGACUGCCCACAAGCUCCCGCUGCGUCUGCCUGCGGCAAAGCCCAGCAACCUCUGCGAGGCCCUUGGCCAAUUGCCCGGGAGGAAGAACCUUGUCGCCAUGGACACGGAGUCCACCUACUCAGGGUACUCGUACUACUCUGGUCGCUCCCGGGGAUCCCACAGACAUGGGGAGCGCAGCCGCGACCACCACAAGUCACGCAGCAAGGAUGGCAGCCGCUCGGAGAAGUCUGUCACCAUCAACGCACCGCCAGCAGAACCACUGCUGGGAGACUCGUCUGUACUGGGGGAGGAGGUCCAGGAUGACAACUGGGGCGAGACCACCACGGCCGUCACGGGGACGUCGGAACACAGCCUGUCCCAAGAGGACAUUGUCCGGAUCACCAAGGACCUGGAGGAUAGCGUGGGCCUGGACUGCCGGCGCUACUUUAGCCUGACCCUGGCUGUGGUUCUGGGCCUGCUGGUCUUCCUCACUCCCCUGGCCUUCCUGGCUCUCCCCCACCUCCUCUGGCCUGACAAGCUCCUGGUGUGCGGCACGGCCUGCGAGGGCCUCUUUAUUUCCGUGGCGUUUAAGCUGUUGAUACUGCUGUUGGCCGUUUGGGCGCUGUUUUUCCGGGCUCCGCGCGCCAGCCUUCCCCGGGUGUUUGUGUUCAGAGCGCUGCUGGCCGUGCUGGUGCUGCUGUUCGUCGUGUCCUACUGGCUGUUCUACGGCAUGAGGAUACUGGACUCACAGGAUGAGAACUACCAGGGCAUCGUGCAGUACGCUGUUUCUCUAGUGGACGCUCUGCUCUUCAUCCACUACCUGGCCAUCGUUCUGCUGGAGCUCAGGCAGCUGCAGCCCGCCUUCUCUGUCUGCGUCACGCGCUCCACCGACGGAGAGACACGCCACUACAACCUGGGCCAGCUCAGUAUUCAGCGGGCAGCAUUGGCCAUCAUAGAAAACUACUACAGAGACUUCUCUGUCCACAACCCGGCCCUGCUCACCGCCUCGAAGUCCCGGGCCGCCAAGCACCUGGCCGGCCUCAAGGUCUAUAAUGUGGAUGGUGAGUUCCCCACAACCCCUGCUACUGAGGCCUUUAAAGCCAAACUGAAAGCUUACCUUUUGGACAGCCCUGGGAACAACGCAGAGGCCGGAUUGGCCCACUCCCAGUCUCGGGCUAUGAUUGCCGCUGCCGCCCGCCGCCGAGACACGAAUCACAACGAGCUGUACUACGAGGAGGCGGAGCACGAGAGACGUGUCCGUAAACGCAAGGCCCGACUGGUGGUGGCGGUAGAGGAGGCCUUCACACACAUCAAGCGUAUGCAGGAGGAGGAGCAGAAGAAAGCCCCCGGGGACGUGAUGGACCCACGCGAGGCCGCCCAGGCCAUCUUCCCCUCCAUGGCCCGCUCCCUGCAGAAGUACCUCCGCACCACCAGGCAGCAGCACUGCCACAGCAUGGAAAGCAUCCAGCAGCACCUGGCCUUCUGCAUCACCAACAACAUGACGCCCAAGGCCUUCCUGGAGAGUUACCUGACCCCCGGGCCCACCCUGCAGUACGGCCGCGAACGCUGGCUGGCCCGGCAGUGGACUCUGGUCAGCGAGGCGUCGGUCACCAGCGGCCUCAAGGAGGGCGCCAUCUUCCUCCUGAAGUGCAUAGACUUCAGCCUGGUGGUGACGGCCAAAAGGAUCCCCUACAUCCAGCUUUCAGAGGAGUUCAUCGACCCCAAGUCACACAAGUUCGUCCUGCGGCUACAGUCAGAGACCUCUGUGUAGAACUGGACAACUGUUUUUACCACCACACACACCUUUUUUUUGUUUUCAAAAUGGUUUUAUUUUAGGUUUGCGGUUUUAUUUGAGGAUUUUUUUAUAUAUGAAUAUAUGUUACACACACGUUGGAAAAUAUUGUCCUUUUUAUCUAUGGUUUACCUGGUUUGAGUUAAUAUAAAAAAAUAUACACCAGUGAUGAAUUUGACUUGUCUUGCAUGCACACACACACACACACACACACACACACACACACACACACACAGAAGAUUGAACUGAACUCUGUGGAGAUGGAUCUAUAGAUGAACAAUGUGUGCAGCACACAACUGCAGAUGUGUCAAUGUCUACGAACACCGUUGUUCCACCUCUGAAAGACUGAUGCAGAGCUCAAGACGAGGAAUUGUUUUAAUUCCAUGGCUCAAGAGGGGGACAUUUCACCGAGGAGUCAAAUGACACUACUGUUGCUAUGGACAUUGCUUCAUUCCCCCUCAGCUUAAACCACUACAGAUGGUGAACUGACACUAUUUAACUUCUGGACAAAAUGUAUCUUUUAACACAAACCGUCUCAGGCCUGUCUGCUGUUCUGAAACUAUAGCUACUUAAUUUACUUUUUUUUUUGCGUUACAUGCACAUGUUCUCUACAUCUGUAUAUUGAUUAUGUAUAAACACAUUGUGAUAUAAUGUUGUUUAAGUCUAUGUACUGGGUCAAUCUCCAUCCCAUUUCCUUAUAUCCCGAUCUGUGGGUGUACAGAGUAAGACAUGAAUAUCAGUAGCCUUCGCUGUUAAACAAAACCCUUGUUUUAGCUGUUAUAGGUGAUUGUUAAAUAGAUAUUCAAAUUCAAUGCCAAUUUAUAUGAUUAACCCCAAGGCUGAAGGCCUUAAAUCUCCAAGGGAUCUUGCUAAAAUAUUUUUAGGCCUCCAAGUGUGUACUGUAGUACUGCUUAUGCGUACAGCAGCACUUUCCCAGGUGCAAUGUCGCAAAACAACAGCAUGUUAUACUGCAGUAGAUCUCGUCCACAAGCCAGCUCUCUCUCUCUCUCUGUAACAGAAGGUUAUUCUGUACUAUGUUAUGUUAUAAGUACUGCUGUCAACAUGGGGGCUCAGAAUGGUCCAUCCAUAUCCCAAAUGAACAGAUACCAAUAUACACUCAUGGCUGGUUUGUAAAGCAGAGCUCUUCAAAUGUUUAAAACCCAUAGUCGCCCAUAUUAGGAAUCCCAUAGGAUCCUGAUUGCUGAUGUAACUCAAAUAUUUCCAGCUUCUGUAAUGGAUUUUGGAGAUGUGCUGCUGUCUCGUUCCCACUUUUCAAUUUUAAAUGGGACGUUCACACCUCCCAGCUUAGUCAUAUUUUGAUAAUGAGUCCAUUUAGGACCUUAUAUUUGCUGAAACUUGACAGCUACCUUUUUAUAAAGCAACACAUUCAUGCCCCGCAUAUAUCUCUUCUCAGGGUUCAGGCUUUCACAUCUAUCACACUUACUUUGCAUGAUAGAGCACUCCGCGAGAGAAAAUGCACAGAUACAACUAAUGUAUGACAUUGAUUUGGACCACAGCCUCAAUCUGCCUGUGUACCUUGUACACGGUACGCAGAACUCUAUUCUGCAGCUAUUACCAUUUAAGGUCUAAGCGGUUAAUUAAGCUAAUCGCCUCUUGAGAUGGUGAGUACGGUACGAGGGUGUGAAGAGGAGCCUCCCUUGUAACUCACCUGUCUGGUUAGUCUUUUAAUACAAUGUCAUCAAGCGAGAUAUCAUGUUGAGCCGUGAAUCUGGGGACCUGAUAGCUUUGAGGAUGAACAUAAAAAUCCCUAAUGACAUCAGAAUCCUAUAUUCUCCCUUAAUGAAUGUGGGUAGCAGAUUGAGAUCCAUCCAGGAUGAGUUGUUUCAGAGGUGAUCAGGAUCCUAUCUACGUAAAACCUCAUAAAUCCCCAUGUUGAAAGACUUCUGGCUUGUCGAGGUCCUCCACGUUAUUACAGCUCUGCGUGUCAUUCCUAAAAAAAAAAAAACUGCCCGUCAGCGCCACCUGGCAGACAAACCAGAAGGUGUCAGACUUUGGUCUGGCAAGGGGUUACUGUUGAUGGGUGCCGACACAUUUUCACACAUUCACAAACAAACGCAUGAUGACGUGUCCGGUUAUAGACAAACCAUUUUUAACGAUUAGCAUGUGGCUCAUAAAAGCCACUUGGAAAUGCUACUCUCUUUGUUUUUCCGUCAUGAAAACAAACAUUUUUAUACUUAUAGCACAGAGUCUUUUGUACCCAUAAUUGAAGGACUUUGUAUGAACCCCAACUCCUGUGACUGUGCCUCUUGUCUUUACACUGUAUGUAUUUAUGUAGCUAAGCGUGUGCAUAUGCCAUUUCCUUGUCACAUGCUCAGCCUUCCCUGUAUUGACUGCAGGUUGACGUUUAUUGGGAUUAGUCUUGCCUUGGAGGCAGAACUGAGCGAUUUCCACUAGAUGUGUCAGCGGAAAAGUCCAAAUUUGCUGUAUGGCAAAAAAUCAUGAAAGCAAAAAUGUGCUUUUUGUUUUUAAUUAAAGGUUACUGUUAGCGGUGUGGUUACGAGCAGGACUUUGUGGCUGUGCCAGGUUGUGACCACUCUGUAGAGCUGCCUCCAGUACACGAGUCUUCCCAAUAAAUGCUAACCUGCGUAUUGACCUCUGUCAUGUUUUGCUGGCCUGGUCACAGAUCUGUUUGUGCUGUUACUGCCAGGUUCUGCUAACCUGGCAGUAACUGAUCUGUGACCAGGCUAAAGGUUAGCCAGGUUGCACCCAUACUGUAGAACUCUGCUUGUUACUGGCCUGACAUCGCAUUGUAACCAAUGUGUCAAUUUCACUAUACAACAGGCAUUUGUGUAAAAUAAACAUUUGUAUGAAGAUUCA